Molecule: messenger RNA, 1989 nt
Organism: Gastrolobium bilobum
Lineage: Eukaryota; Viridiplantae; Streptophyta; Magnoliopsida; Fabales; Fabaceae
Product: diaminopimelate decarboxylase 1, chloroplastic-like
Exons: 9
Coding region: 166-1629 (487 amino acids)
Cellular component (GO): chloroplast
Molecular function (GO): diaminopimelate decarboxylase activity
Source: RefSeq, a predicted model, not a curated record
UUGAGAGAUGUUUCAAAAUUUAAAGCAUUAAAAGCAAAAACAAAAUUAAAUCGAAUUGACAAACCUAACUCAGAAGGGUUUUAAGAGUUUUGAGCUGCAACUUUCCAUUGCGCACACUUGCAGUUGUUCCUGUUUUGUGGUUCCUGGAACACCAUAACCACUUCAAUGGCUUCCUCACACCUCCUUUACCAUUCUCCUUCCCUUUCCAAAACCUUUAAUCACCCUUUGAACCAAAACCCUUUCACCCAAAACCUAAUUCUACCCCUCAAAGCUACCGUUAAACCGCGGAUUCUCAGAGCCGUUCUCUCCCAGAAGAUCACUGCUAAACUCCCACUUCAUGACUCCAAGAAUAAGACUCAUUUUCAGCACUGUUUCACCAAGUCUGAAGAUGGGUUUCUGUACUGUGAGGGCAUUAAAGUGCAUGAAAUUAUGGGAUCUGUUGAGAAAAGGCCUUUCUAUUUGUACAGUAAGCCUCAGAUUACUAGAAAUGUUGAAGCCUAUAGGGAUGCCUUGGAGGGUUUGAGGUCUAUUAUUGGUUAUGCCAUCAAGGCCAACAAUAAUUUAAAGAUUUUGGAGCAUUUGAGGCAGUUGGGUUGUGGUGCUGUGCUUGUAAGUGGGAAUGAGCUUAGACUGGCUCUUCGUGCUGGGUUUGAUCCCACAAGGUGUAUCUUUAAUGGAAAUGGGAAAAUUUUGGAGGAUUUGGUCUUGGCUGCCAAAGAAGGUGUUUUUAUCAACAUUGAUAGUGAAUUUGACUUAGAAAACAUUGUAGCGGCUGCAAGAAUUGCUGGAAAGAGGGUGAAUGUUUUACUUCGGAUUAAUCCUGAUGUGGAUCCACAGGUCCAUCCGUAUGUUGCAACUGGGAAUAAGAACUCCAAAUUCGGCAUAAGAAAUGAGAAGCUGCAGUGGUUUCUAGAUGCUGUGAAGGAGCAUCCUAAUGAGUUAAAGCUUGUAGGGGCCCACUGCCAUCUUGGAUCAACAAUUACCAAGGUGGACAUUUUCAGGGAUGCUGCCAUUAUUAUGGUCAACUACAUUGACGAAAUCCGAGCUCAGGGUUUUGAAGUUGAUUAUUUAAAUAUUGGUGGUGGACUUGGAAUAGAUUAUUAUCAUUCUGGUGCCAUCCUUCCUACACCCAGAGAUCUCAUUGAUACUGUACGGGAGCUUGUCCUUUCCCGUAAUCUUAAUCUCAUCAUUGAACCAGGGAGAUCACUCAUUGCAAACACUUGUUGCUUAGUUAACCGAGUGACGGGUGUCAAAACUAAUGGAUCUAAAAGCUUUGUUGUGAUUGAUGGAAGUAUGGCUGAACUUAUACGUCCUAGUCUUUAUGAUGCUUACCAGCAUAUAGAGCUAGUUUCCCCUGCUCCAGCAAAUGCCGAGAUUGCAAACUUUGAUGUGGUCGGUCCUGUCUGCGAGUCUGCAGAUUUCCUUGGAAAAGAUAGACAACUUCCAACACCAGCCAAGGGUACUGGUCUGGUUGUUCAUGAUGCUGGUGCUUAUUGUAUGAGUAUGGCAUCAACUUACAAUCUAAAGAUGAGGCCUCCUGAGUAUUGGGUUGAAGAUGAUGGAUCAGUGAGCAAAAUCAGACAUGGGGAGACAUUUGAAGACCACGUGCGGUUCUUUGAGGGCCUUUGAGCAGAGACCUAAUUUUUUGGUGGAAAAGGAUGUUCGAGAAUACAUUGACAUUGUCUGGAUCUGUUUCUUCUAUUCUGGUUUAAUCUUGGACAAUAUUUAUGGGAAAGCAGGUUAAAAAGAUUGACCAUCUAAACCAAAAAUUAAAUUGUGAUGGAGGUCAAGAUUCAUGUUUGGUGAAUUGAUCUGUGUAUUUAACGCUUCAUGUAAUAUCCUCCUUUCAGUUUUUAGUUUCUGCUCUCAGUAAAUGCAAUAGUGCUUUAAACUGCCACUUUAAAGUUGGAGCAAUAUGUAUGAUGGUUUUUGUUUGACAGUCUUUCAAUGUUGCUAUGUUUUGGACUUAUUUCUUCAUAAUGAAAUCUA